UGGUUGAAUUCGCAUGGGCCAAAGGUUAGCUAGUUCCUUGCGCUGACGUUGUCUAAACGGGAAAAUGGCGGUGGGACAUCAGUCUGCAGGCGAAUGUGGCCGAUAUUUGGCUGCUAAAUGCAAGAAACGGAGUAAUAGCAUGGCGCAGACUUCACUAUCGGGAAUGAGAAAUGUCCUGUUUGUGGCCACAAUCGUUUGCUUGUUACAAGGAGCCCGUGGAGAUAGCAAGACGCUAGUUCUGUUGGACAACCCAAAUAUCAAAGACACCCAUUCAAUCUUCUUCCGCAGCCUAGCCGACCGAGGAUUUGACCUUACCUUCAAAACUGCAGACGACGCUAGUCUGUCCCUAAUUAAAUAUGGACAAUUUCUCUACGACCAUCUCGUCAUUUUCUCCCCGUCGGUGGAAGACUUCGGUGGAAAUAUAAACGUUGAGACCAUUACAGCCUUCAUUGAUGGAGGCGGAAAUGUUCUCGUUGCUGCAAGCUCUGACAUUGGUGAUCCCUUGAGAGAACUUGGCAGUGAGUGUGGCAUUGAGUUUGAUGAAGAGAAGACUGCUGUCAUUGACCAUCACAACUAUGAUGUGUCAGACCCUGGUGAUCACUCUUUAAUUGUUGCUGAUCCAGAGAAUCUUCUGAAAGCACCAACCAUUGUUGGCAAACCCACGGAGAAGCCUAUCUUGUUCAAGGGUGUUGGCAUGGUGGCUGACCCAGACAACCCUCUGGUGCUGGACAUCCUGACUGGAUCCUCCACCUCCUACUCCUUCUUCCCUGACCAAGCCAUCAAGCAGUACCCACAUGCUGUUGGGAAGAACACACUCCUAAUCGCUGGUCUCCAGGCUAGGAACAACGCUCGUGUGGUCUUCAGUGGCUCUCUGGACUUCUUCAGUGAUGCCUUCUUCAGCUCUGCUGUGCAGAAGGCCGCCCCUGGAUCCGAGAGACAUGAUCAGACUGGCAACCUGGAGCUGGCCGAGGCCCUGUCGCGCUGGGUGUUCAAGGAGGCCGGCGUGCUGAGAGUGGGAGCAGUCACCCACCACCCUGUUGGAGAGAGCACCCCACCCGCUGCCUACACCAUCACAGACCUGGUGGAGUACAGCGUUGUGAUUGAGAUGCUGUCUGAGGGACAGUGGGUGCCUUUCGAUGGUGAUGACAUUCAGCUGGAGUUUGUCAGGAUUGACCCCUUCGUCAGGACCUACCUCAAGAAAAAUGGUGGCAAAUACAGUGUCCAGUUCAAGCUGCCAGACGUGUAUGGCGUGUUUCAGUUCAAGGUGGACUACAACAGACUUGGAUACACACACCUUUACUCUUCCACACAGGUGUCUGUUCGUCCACUGCAGCACACCCAAUACGAGCGUUUCAUCCCCUCUGCGUUCCCUUAUUACGCUAGCGUCUUCUCAAUGAUGGGAGGACUCUUCCUCUUCAGUGUGGUGUUCCUGCAUAUGAAAGAGCCAGAGAAAGUGAAGGCAGAUUAAGUUAUGGGAGACUAAGGGGGUUAAAGUAAUGCGUGUGACUGAGGGGAAAGGGUGGGUGGGGGUGAAGAAUGUCAGGACCACUUUCACACUGUUGUGCACAAAGAUAACUUGUACUGCACAAGAAGUUGUGUGUAUGCACCUGGCUUAGGUUGAAAGGACCUAAAACAGCCCUUCCACACUGUGUAAAUAAUGUUUCUUUUUUGCAGGAUUGAGGGUUGCCACGUCAAAUUGAAAGAAAUUAAAUGAUUUUAUAACUGGCAGCAAAGUACAUGUUUUUGUUUUAAUAAAAAAAAUAAGGACCUCUUUCAAAAGAGUCAGCAAUUCAGUAAAAAAAAAUGCACUGAUAACUUGGUUCCUGUGUUAAGAUGGCUGACAAAAUGGAAAAUUUUCAAUGUUUGUACAAAAAGAUAUUUGUGUCCAACAACUGAAGUAAAAUGUUGACAUUCCACCCUA
Molecule: messenger RNA, 1921 nt
Organism: Engraulis encrasicolus (European anchovy)
Lineage: Eukaryota; Metazoa; Chordata; Actinopteri; Clupeiformes; Engraulidae
Gene: ddost
Product: dolichyl-diphosphooligosaccharide--protein glycosyltransferase subunit (non-catalytic)
Exons: 11
Coding region: 65-1468 (467 amino acids)
Cellular component (GO): endoplasmic reticulum membrane; oligosaccharyltransferase complex
Source: RefSeq, a predicted model, not a curated record